AUGUUACUUGUUGCAUACGGUUUUACCUAUGAAACUGAUAAGCGAGCCUUGCUCGAGUUCAAGUCUCAAAUUUCUGAAAGCAAAAGAGUUGUCUUGUCCACAUGGAACAACUCAUUCCCUCUCUGCAGUUGGACUGGAGUUACAUGUGGCCGCAAACACCGGAGAGUUACUGGUCUGGACCUCAGAGGAUUUCAAUUAGGCGGGGUGAUAUCACCAUCUAUUGGUAAUCUCUCGUUUCUCAGAUCACUUGAUCUCUCUAACAACUCUUUCGGUGGAACCAUCCCUCAAGAGGUGGGAAACUUGUUUCGAAUCAAAUACUUGUAUAUGGACUCAAAUGAUCUCGGAGGAGAAAUUCCAGCAAGUCUGUCCAACUGCUCUAGAUUGACGUACCUUUAUUUAUAUUCAAACCAUCUUGGAGGAGGUGUUCCUUCAGAGCUAGGGUCAUUGACGAAGCUUGUUUAUCUAUAUCUUGGCUACAACAACCUGAAAGGGGAGCUCCCUGCAUCUCUAGGAAACUUGACAUCUCUCAGAAAUCUUGGCUUGGUUGCUAACAACAUAGGAGGAGAGAUUCCAGACGAUAUAGCUAGACUGAGUCGUAUGGUGUAUCUCGAGCUAGCAAUGAACAACUUCUCAGGUGUUUUUCCUCCAGCUAUCUACAAUUUUUCCUCGCUUGAGUACUUAUACCUCUAUAGCAACGGCUUCUCGGGUAGCUUAAGGCAUGAUUUUGGUGAUCUGCUACCUAACCUUCGAAUGUUACACAUGGGGAAGAAUUAUCUCACAGGAGCCAUUCCUGCUUCGCUAGGAAAUAUGUCAUCCUUACGAAAUCUUAGCUUUGCAUAUAACAACAUGGAAGGAGAAGUUCCUGGUGGCGUAGCUAAACUGACUCAGAUGGUGUAUUUAGAGUUAUCAUUGAACAACUUCUCGGGUGUUUUCCCUCCAUCGGUUUACAAUUUAUCUUCACUUCAGUAUCUUUACAUGUUUGGCUGCGGCUUUUACGGUAGUCUGCGGCAUGAGUUUGGUCUUUUGCUUCCAAAUCUUAGGGUUUUGUUAUUGGCAAGUAAUAGUCUCACAGGAGUCAUUCCAACAACUCUUUCCAAUAUAUCAACUCUUCUAGUGUUGGCGAUCCAGAAUAACAGCUUAACAGGAAGUAUUCCUCCAGGUUUAGGCAACGUGAGGGGUUUGCAAUACCUAGGGCUUUAUAGUAACUAUUUGGGAAGUUACUCUCUUGGAGAUCUUGAAUUUCUUGGCGCUCUAAGUAACUGCACCCAGUUACAUACCGUAAAUGUUGGUAACAACAGGCUUGGGGGUUAUAUACCUAGCUCCAUUGUGAAUUUAUCCACUAACCUCAUCUAUUUGAGCCUCGAAACAAACUACAUAUCUGGAAGCAUUCCUCAUGAUAUUGGGAAUCUCAAAAGCCUACAAACGCUUCGGUUGCAUGAAAAUAUCUUGACGGGAACGCUCCCGGUCUCUGUUGGGAAACUUGUAGAAAUGAAGGAACUGAUUCUCAGCUCAAACAGAAUGUCAGGAGAGAUACCAUCUUCUAUAGGAAACAUCACUCGGUUAGAGUUAUUGUAUAUGUUCAACAAUAGCUUUCAAGGAACCAUUCCUCCAAGCCUUGGUAAUUGUAGUCACAUGCUGUUUUUAUGGAUUGGAUCUAAUAAGUUGAGUGGGAAUAUACCUUGGGAGAUUAUGCAAGUUUCGUCCCUUGUUUACCUUGGCUUGGAAAGUAAUUCUUUGACCGGAUCUCUGCCAAACGGUGUUGGACAACUGCAAAAUCUUGUUAGGCUGUUUCUUGGAAGUAAUAAAUUAUCAGGAAAACUUCCACAAACCUUGGGGAACUGUCUCUCGAUGGAAACUCUUAGUCUACAAGAGAAUUCUUUUGGUGGAGAUAUUCCAGAUAUGAGAAGAUUGGUGGGUGUUAAAGCAGUUGAUUUGUCGAACAAUAAUCUCUCUGGGAGUAUACCUGAAUAUCUUGCAAACUUCUCCUCGUUAGAGUAUCUCAAUCUAUCCAUUAAUAAUUUGGAAGGAAGGAUGCCGGUAGAAGGAAUUUUCCAGAAUGAUACUAAAGUUUUUGUAUUUGGGAAUAAAAAUCUUUGUGGAGGCGUCAGAGGAUUAAAACUAAAGCCAUGCUUUGCUCAAACACCACCAGUAAAGACAUCGCAUUCCGUUCUUUCGAAGAAAGCUGUGAUCGGGAUCAGCGUAAGUAUAUCUUUGCUUUUGUUGUUGUUUCUGGCUUCAAUUCAUCUAUGCUGGCUCAGAAAAAGAAAGAAGAAGUUGUUGAGCAUUAGUCAAUCUCCUUGGACUUUGGGUGCCUUCCAUGAAAAGUUAAGUUAUGGAGAUCUUCGAAAUGCGACAAAUGGCUUUUCUUUGGGAAACGUUAUCGGAUCUGGUAGUUUUGGUACUGUGUUUAAAGCAUUGCUCCCGGGAGAGCAAAAUGUUGUUGCAGUGAAGGUUCUAAACAUGGAGAUACAUGGAGCAAUGAAGAGCUUUGUUGCAGAAUGUGAAUCGUGGAAAGAUAUAAAGCAUCGUAAUCUUGUGAAACUGUUGACGGCUUGUUCAAGUAUCGAUUUCCAAGGAAAUGAAUUCAGAGCUCUCAUCUAUGAGUUCAUGCCCAAUGGGAGCUUGGAUAUGUGGUUGCACCCAGAGGAAGUCGAAGAGAUUCUUAGGCCCUCAAGAACUUUGACACUUCUUGAAAGGCUUAACAUAGCAAUAGACGUGGCUUCCGUUUUGGACUAUCUUCAUUUUCAUUGCCAUGAAGCUAUAGCUCAUUGUGAUAUUAAGCCAAGCAACGUCCUUUUAGAUGACGAACUAGUAGCCCAUGUUAGUGACUUUGGUCUGGCUCGGCUUCUCCUGAAAUUCGACAAGGACUCUUUCUUCAACCAACUAAGCUCAGCUGGCGUUAGAGGAACCAUCGGCUAUGCCGCACCAGAAUAUGGAAUGGGAGGGCAACCAUCAAUACAUGGUGAUGUGUACAGCUUUGGGAUUCUCAUUUUGGAAAUGUUCAGUGGAAAAAGACCAACCAAUGAGUUAUUUGGGGGAAACUGUACCCUACACAACUACACCAAGUCGGCUUUGCCAGAGAAAGUAUUGGACAUAGCAGACCAAUCAAUUCUUCACAGUGGUCUCAGAGUUGGUUUCCCUGUUGUUGAGUGCUUAACACUGAUUUUGGAUGUGGGGCUUAGGUGCUGUGAAGAAUCUCCAGCAAACCGGUUGGCAACGAGUGAAGCCACAAAGGAGUUAAUCUCAAUCAGAGAGAGGUUCUUUAGAUCCAGAAGAACAGCCAGACGUUGA
Molecule: messenger RNA, 3291 nt
Organism: Microthlaspi erraticum
Lineage: Eukaryota; Viridiplantae; Streptophyta; Magnoliopsida; Brassicales; Brassicaceae
Source: the annotation of a GenBank genome assembly